AUGUCGCCCCCAAAACGAUUAGGGCGAGGAAGACAUGCAAUCGUCUUCGAGUGUCGUGAUCCAAGCGGUCGCAUCUACGCUAUGAAGCUAUUCAAGCAAGAUAGCAGAGAUAGGAUCCGUCGCGAACUCGAGAUAUUCCAAUAUCUCGACAAUGGCCCCAACAUCAUCAACUUCAUCGAUGCCGUCCAAGGUGAGGAGGGAUCCGACAUCGGCAUCGUUCUCGAAUACGUAGACAAUACAGAUUUCCGAACGCUGUAUCCUCGUUUCAAUGACAUGGACAUUCGAUAUUACACCCGCGAGCUUCUGAGAGCUUUGGACUUCGCCCACAGCCAAGGUAUCAUGCACCGUGAUGUCAGACCGCACAACGUGGUGAUUGAUCACGAAAAUAGAAAACUCCGACUGAUAGGCUGGAGCUCAGCAGACUUCUACCGACCCGACGAAGAUUUGGACACCUGCGUAGGCCUCUGGAAGCCACCGGAGCUUCUCCUCAGCUACGAACGAUACGACUUCAGCAUAGACAUGUGGUGCUUCGGUGCUAUGUUCGCAGCCAUGAUCUUCAGAAAAGAGCCUUUCUUUCACGGGGUUUCGCUAAUUGAUCAACUGAGGAAAAUCGCUGAAGUCCUUGGCACAGACAAACUCUACCGCUUUGUCAAUGAAUACGACCUUGAGUUGAAUGGCGAGGAACUUGAAGCUCUGGGCCAACAUCAUGAACAAGCUUGGACCGACUUCAUCAACUCGGAUAAUGAGAUGCUCGUAUCUGAUGAAGCCCUGAGUCUUAUUGACCAGCUUCUACGAUUUGACCCGAAGGCGAGAGCGACUUACGACUGCUGA
This is a messenger RNA of Fusarium proliferatum ET1, 831 nucleotides long. Its product is annotated as putative protein kinase ck2 catalytic subunit ck2 alpha-3. Gene Ontology annotation, molecular function: protein serine/threonine kinase activity; ATP binding; protein tyrosine kinase activity. The transcript is spliced from 5 exons. The coding region runs from base 1 to 831 and encodes 276 amino acids. Gene Ontology annotation, cellular component: nucleus; cytosol; protein kinase CK2 complex. Gene Ontology annotation, biological process: protein phosphorylation. The record is from RefSeq and is a predicted model, not a curated record. NCBI's taxonomy places the organism in Eukaryota, Fungi, Ascomycota, Sordariomycetes, Hypocreales, Nectriaceae.